AUGGAGAUAUGCUGCAGCAGUAGCCCUAGUUGCUUUGAGUCCGCUCUCGAUUAUCUGGACUGGAUCGGUAAGACAUUCCAUUAUUUGCGUGAUGUUAUAUAUGAGCUGAAGACCGAGGUGAGACUAUUACAAAGCUUUGAUCUGUAUCUGACAAAGUGUACGUGGAGGAGGAGGAACCAUAAAACCUGUUUGGAACAAGAUGAGGAGGAGAAGGAUGUUAUUUCUUCCAGAAUUCAAGAUCUGAUUAUCAGGAGAGUGCAAGGUCUUGAAUUUGUUUGCAGCGAAUACUUGAUUCAUUCUAGUUCACCUGAUUCGUCUCAGAUCGGAAGUGAGGUCACCAGAUUCCGGGAAGCAAUCAAGUUGUUUUUCGAGACACAUAUCAAGGAAUGGUGCAUCAACUUUCUGUUGGAGUAUUACUGGCUGAGAGAUCCAGAACUAGUUAUUGAUUUCAUUGAUUCUGUUGCAGAGACUCUGGCGAAAAUGAAGAGAUUCCGUUUGGGACGCCUUGGAAAGAAGCUAAUGUUGUUGAAAAGCUUCAUUCGCUUUGCCAUGCUUCGCGGUGCCUUGGGUCAGCAGCUGAUAGAUCUCUUGAUUCACGCUGAAGUGGUGGCUAUCAAUGCAUUACACCUGGCUUCUAUAUGGUACUUUCACACAGAUAAUGAAGUACGGAAUGAAACAGAACUUCAAAUUUCUCGACUAAUAGAUAAGAAGAUUAAUCCCGGUGAUCCCCAGGUUCGAGAAACUUACAUCCAUGUCUUGACUGCUGCAUACUCAUCAAGAUCAUCAGACACUUCAGCUCUGGAGAAGAAUAAGCAUCUAGUAGCUGACUUUAUGGAGUGUCACGUUCACAAUAUUAAGGAGCUGCUGAGAUCUUGUACCGAUAUUCUGGUUCCGAUUAUGAAUCAAAUGCUAAAACUCCUUGAGGGGCUAAGAUUCCUGACAAUCCUCCUCAGGCAUCAGAAAAUGUUCAAAGAGCUAUGCCAUGAAAUGAAGAAUCUUAUUGGAGUUGUGGCCUGUGAUGCAGCGGUUGUAAUUUUCUCUCUUUCUGUGAAUCAAAUCAAAGAAGGCUUGGCCAAGGAAACCGAUCUUGCUCUUUUUCAUUUGCUUAAAGUGCUCAAGUUUGUUAGGGCAGAAGUUACCGAUCCAGUAACAUCAUUCUCGCCGUUUGGUUUUCCUAGGACCAAUGAGUUGGGCUCUAUGGAUUUUCUCCUUCAAAAUCUGAAGGAACUAGAAAGUUGUAAUGAGGCUGAUGAUUCAAUUGCAUUUCCGAAAGAUCAAAUCCACACAGUCCUAGAAGAUCUCGUAUUCUUAAGAUCUUUCCUUGUCAAGAUAGCAGACCAGCGCAACUGGGCUGGAAAACUCCAAGCUCUUUGGAGUCGUGUUACGGAGGUUGCACACAGGGCAGAGUUUGUCAUUGACUCUAUUGUGGUUGGUGAUAAACAUGAAUAUUUGGAAAGAGUUGCCAGAGAUAUCCAGCUUUUGAGGACUGAGGCCCUGGAAACCUAUGAUAGCACGAGGCAUGACUGUGGAGCUCAGAGAACUAACCAGAAAUCUUUCCGCAUUGACUCAAAACGUAGCAUCCCAGUGUUGAAUGAAGUUCUGGUGGGUCUUGAUGAUGAGGUAAAGACAAUUAUUCAUAGCCUUACUAGGGGUUCAAAGCUGUUGGAUUUUGUUUCAAUUGUGGGUAUGGCUGGACUUGGCAAGACAACAUUGGCCAAUAGAGUUUGCAAUGAUCAAUUAAUUUUGAGCCACUUUCAUAUCCUUGCUCGGUGUACUGUUUCUCAAGUGUAUAGCAUGCACAGUUUGUUAGUUCAGCUUUUAUGUAGUAUUUCUUCUAGAAGUCCUGAUGAAUAUCUUGAGAUGGAUGAAAAUGAUUUGGCUUACAAGCUAUACAAACUUUUAAAGGGGAAUAGGUAUCUCAUUUUUCUGGAUGAUGUCUGGGAGAUUAAGGCAUGGAAUUUGGUGAAAAGUUCACUGCCUGAUGAUGCUAAUGGAAGUAGGAUUCUCUUCACCAGCAGAAUUCAAUUGCAAUUCAAACCUGAUAGCAUGGCCCAACAUCUCCGCCACCUUACUGACGAAGAGAGUUGGAAAUUGCUGCAGAAAAAGCUAUUUGGAAAAGAAGGUUUUCCUCGGACACUAGGUAAAGUUGGAUCUCAAAUAGCAAAGUUAUGUAGGGGUUUACCUCUCACAAUUGUCCUCGUUGCUGGAAUUCUUGCCAAUACUGCAGAAGACUGCUGGGAAGAAGUUGCAAAGAGUCUAACUUCCAGUAUUGUCCUUGAUGAUGAAAACUGUAGGAAGACGCUUGAGCUGAGUUACAGUCAUUUAUCGGAUGAUUUGAAGCCAUGCCUUCUGUACUUUGGUGCAUUUAAAGAAAACGAAGAUGUUCCUGUCCGAAGGUUGUCAUGGCUCUGGAUCUCUGAAGGAUUCGUGCGAAAAACUGAAGGAAAGAUCUUAGAGGAUGCGGCAGAUGACUAUUUGAAGGAUCUGGUUGAUAGAAGUUUAGUCAUGGUUUCUGACAAAAGAACCAUGGGUGGUGCCAAAGCCUGCCGACUUCAUGAUUUGGUACAUGAGUUUUGCGUGAAAAAAGCCAAAGAAGAAAACUUUCUACAUGUUUUGCAUAGUCGGAAUGAUUGUUUUAUUCUUACUGGCACAAGCAACCCCCUUCGAAUUUGCGAUCGAAGUGCCAGGAAUUUGAUGAUUCGCGAGUCAAUGCUAGAAUUUCCCAAUAUACGCAGUUUGUUAUUGUUUCAGGAGGAUGAUUUGGGAUUUUGGUUACCUAAACUUCUUAGAGUGUUGGAUUUGGGGGAAUUGGAGUUUGGUGCAUAUUUUCCUAUGGAAGUAUUUUUGCUUGCUCACUUGAGAUACUUGGCUCUUCGUCUUAACUUAAUAGAUUCUAUCCCAACUGCAAUUGCUAACCUCUCGAGGUUACAAACUUUUCUGCUACGAGGAGGAUACUUCACUUAUUGUUUGUUACCCAAGACUAUCUGGAACAUUAAGACAUUGAGGCAUCUAUGGACUACAAAUCCCGCUACUGGUUUUAUUUUUCCUGUUGAGUAUCUUGAAGUAUCCCCAGGUUUAGAUCAUUUAGAUACCUUAAGCCUUGCCAUUGAUUCCUCCUCUCAAAGCUUGCAAAAGAUACUGACAAAGUUACCAAACAUCCGCAGGCUAAGCUGUAACAUGAGGAAAUCAAGGGAAGAAGCUACAAGAAUUGGCGAGAGGAUUCUCGUAUUUGACUGUUUUAGUCAACUAGAAUCACUUACUCUGCGUUUCUUAUACGGAUAUGGAUUUAAAUUCCCAUUGAAUUUGAAGAAGUUGACUCUCUUUUACAAUAAGCAGCCAUGGACUGAAAUCUCAACAAUUGGAAAGUUGCCCAAACUUGAAGUGCUUAAAUUACUCGAUGACUCCGUCGUUGGGGAAGAAUGGGAAAUGAAAGAAGGGGAGUUCCCUAGCCUCCGAGUCUUGAAAUUGUCAAACUUGUGGAACCUUCGCAGCUGGACUGCAUCUUCUGAUAAUUUUCCCUGUCUUGAGAAAUUGGUUGUGAGCAAUUGUGAGAAUUUGGAAGAGGUGCCUUCUUGUUUAGGAGAAUGUCCGACUCUUGAAAUGAUUGAGGUGAAACGAUGUCGUGAGUCUGUUGCAAGUUCAGUGAAGCAAAUUCAACAAGAACAGAUAGAUAUGGGAAACGAAGUGUUAAAGAUCUUAAUUGAAAAGUGUGCUAAUGCACGGAGAUCUUAA
This is a messenger RNA of Coffea eugenioides, 3732 nucleotides long. RefSeq names its product putative late blight resistance protein homolog R1A-3. Lineage: Eukaryota; Viridiplantae; Streptophyta; Magnoliopsida; Gentianales; Rubiaceae. Gene Ontology annotation, biological process: defense response to other organism. The transcript has a single exon. The record is from RefSeq and is a predicted model, not a curated record. Gene Ontology annotation, molecular function: ADP binding. The coding region runs from base 1 to 3732 and encodes 1243 amino acids.